ACUGCGUUCCAUUCGUCUGCGCAGACGAGCGUGUUUGAAACGUUUACUCGAGGGUUUGUAAGAAGUUAUCUUUGCUGUGGUAUAGUGGAAGUUCCACAUUUCUAUACAUUUUCUCCUCUCCUAAACGGUAGAGGAGGAAUAACGGGUUUGCGUGCAAUUGUAGUGACCCACAUUAAAUAGUUCCUGACAUAAACUAGGGCUAACUGUAUUCAUUUGCAGCCGUGUUGAUCACGGAACCAACACAGCGAAGUUAUGGCGGAUGUUACUGCCCGUAGCUUGCAGUAUGAGUACAAAGCGAACUCCAACUUGGUCUUGCAAGCGGACCGUUCGCUUAUCGACCGCACACGGCGCGAUGAGCCCACCGGAGAGGUGCUUUCGCUCGUGGGGAAGCUGGAAGGUACCAAGAUGGGGGACAAGUCACAGAGAACCAAGCCACAGCAGCUGGAGGAGAGACGCGCGAAGAGGAGGAAGCGAGAUGAGGAUCGGCACGACAUCAACAAGAUGAAGGGCUUCACGCUGCUGUCCGAGGGCAUCGAUGACAUGGUGGGCAUCGUCUACAAACCCAAGACGAAGGAGACCAGAGAGACCUACGAGAUCCUGCUCAGCUUCAUCCAGGCUGCGCUCGGAGACCAGCCCCGUGACAUCCUCUGCGGCGCGGCGGACGAGGUCCUGGCCGUGCUGAAGAGCGAAAAGAUGCGGGACAAGGAGCGCCGGCGGGAGGUGGAGCAGCUCCUGGGCCCCGCCGACGACACGCGCUACCACGUGCUCGUCAACCUGGGCAAGAAGAUCUCCGACUACGGAGGAGACAAGGAGCUGCAGAACAUGGAUGAUAAUAUUGAUGAGACGUAUGGAGUCAAUGUGCAGUUUGAGUCGGACGAGGAGGAGGGUGAUGAAGAUCAAUACGGAGAGGUGAGGGACGACGGCUCAGAUGAAGACAGUGAGGGAGAGGAGGCCGGCGUGGGCUCUGCACUCUCUGCCAAUCUUGGCAUCACAGGUGACGUCAUGAGUGCUAAGAAGAAGGAUCUGCACCCGCGUGACAUCGACGCCUUCUGGCUCCAGAGACAGCUCAGCCGUUUCUAUGACGACGCCAUCGUGUCUCAGAAGAAGGCUGAUGAGGUUUUAGAAAUCCUGAAGACGGCGAGUGAUGACCGCGAGUGUGAGAACCAGCUGGUGCAGCUGUUGGGCUUUAACACCUUUGACUUCAUCAGAGUCCUUCGCCAACACAGACGCAUGAUCCUCUACUGCACCAUGCUGGCCAGCGCACAGAGCGAGGCGGAGAAGGACCGCAUCAUCAGCAAGAUGGAGGCCGACCAGGACCUGUCCAAAGUGCUGUACCAGCUGCAGGAGACGGAGAAGGAGGACAUCAUCCGCGAGGAGAGGUCCCGCAGAGAGAGGGUGAGGAAGUCGCGAGUGGACGACCUGGAGUCUAUGGACAUCGACCAUGGACAGUCUCUAGCACCACGGCAGCUGUUGGAUCUGGAGGACUUGACCUUCACACAGGGGAGCCACUUCAUGGCCAACAAGCGUUGCCAGCUGCCCGAUGGAUCCUUCCGGAAACAGCGCAAGGGAUACGAGGAGGUGCACGUGCCUGCACUCAAGGCUAAACCCUUUGGCGAUGAUGAGGUGUUGGUAAACAUUGACAAGAUUCCUAAGUAUUCCCAGGCUGCUUUUGAGGGAUUCAAAAGCCUGAACCGCAUUCAGAGCAAGUUGUUCAAGACCGCAAUGGAGACCGAUGAAAACCUGCUCGUGUGCGCUCCCACGGGUGCGGGUAAGACCAACGUGGCUCUAAUGGCCAUGGUGAGAGAGAUUGGCAAACACAUCAACAUGGACGGCACCAUCAACGUGGACGACUUCAAGAUCAUCUACAUCGCCCCCAUGCGCUCGCUGGUACAGGAGAUGGUGGGCAGCUUUAGCAAGCGUCUGGCGAGUUAUGGCAUCGUCGUGUCGGAGUUGACUGGUGACCACCAGCUGUGUAAAGAGGAGAUUAACGCCACACAGAUCAUCGUUUGUACGCCCGAGAAGUGGGACAUCAUCACGCGCAAAGGCGGGGACCGCACAUACACACAGCUUGUGCGCCUCAUCAUCAUUGAUGAGAUCCACCUGCUGCAUGACGACCGUGGUCCCGUGCUGGAGUCUCUGAUCGCUCGUACCAUCCGUAACGUGGAGCUGACCCAGGAGGACGUGCGUCUGAUCGGCCUGAGUGCCACGCUGCCCAACUACGAGGACGUGGCCACAUGCCUGCGAGUCGACCCUGCCAAGGGCCUCUUCUACUUCGACAACAGUUUCCGUCCCGUUCCUCUGGAACAGACCUACGUUGGCAUCACGGAGAAGAAGGCCAUUAAGCGCUUCCAGAUCAUGAAUGAGAUCGUCUACGAGAAGAUCAUGGAGCAUGCCGGAAAGAACCAGGUGCUGGUGUUUGUCCACUCGAGGAAGGAGACGGGGAAGACGGCCCGGGCCAUCAGAGACAUGUGUCUGGAGAAGGACACGCUGGGGCUCUUCCUGAGGGAGGGGUCCGCCUCCACUGAGGUGCUGCGGACUGAGGCCGAGCAGUGCAAGAAUCUGGAGCUGAAGGACCUGCUGCCGUACGGCUUUGCCAUCCACCACGCCGGCAUGACCAGAGUGGACAGGACCCUGACGGAGGAUCUGUUUGCCGACCGGCACAUCCAGGUGCUGGUGUCAACAGCCACCUUGGCCUGGGGUGUGAACUUGCCCGCCCACACAGUCAUCAUCAAAGGCACACAGGUGUACAGCCCAGAGAAGGGGCGCUGGACAGAGCUGGGGGCCCUGGACAUCCUGCAGAUGUUGGGGCGUGCGGGUCGACCCCAGUACGACACGAAGGGCGAGGGCAUCCUGAUCACGUCCCACGGGGAGCUGCAGUACUACCUGUCCCUGCUCAACCAGCAGCUGCCCAUCGAGAGUCAGAUGGUGGCCAAGCUGCCCGACAUGCUCAACGCUGAGGUCGUCCUGGGCAACGUGCAGAACGUCAAGGAUGCAGUGAACUGGCUGGGCUACUCCUACCUGUAUGUGCGUAUGCUGCGGAACCCCACCCUGUACGGCAUCUCCCACGACGACCGCGCCAGUGACCCGCUGCUGGAGCGCCGGCGCAUGGACCUGGUGCACACCGCCUCCAGCGUGCUGGAGAAGAACAACCUCGUCAAGUACGACAAGAGGAGCGGGGCUUUCCAGGUGACAGACCUGGGCCGUAUUGCCAGUCACUUCUACAUCACCCAUGACUCCAUCAUGACCUACAACCAGCUGCUGAAGCCCACCCUGAGUGAGAUCGAGCUCUUCCGCGUCUUCUCCCUCUCCUCCGAGUUCAGGAACAUCACCGUCAGAGAGGAGGAGAAGCUGGAGCUGCAGAAGCUUCUGGAAAGAGUGCCCAUCCCCGUGAAGGAGAGCAUUGAGGAGCCCAGUGCUAAGAUUAACGUGUUGCUGCAGGCCUACAUCUCUCAGCUCAAGCUGGAAGGCUUUGCCCUCAUGGCCGACAUGGUCUACAUCACACAGAGUGCUGGUCGUCUGAUGAGGGCCAUCUUUGAGAUCGUUCUGAGCCGUGGCUGGGCUCAGCUUACAGACAAAACCAUGAACCUUUGCAAGAUGAUUGACAAGAGGAUGUGGCUGUCUAUGUCUCCCCUGCGCCAGUUCCGGAAGCUUCCAGAGGAGGUCAUCAAGAAGAUUGAGAAGAAGAACUUCCCCUUCGAGCGCCUCUACGAUCUCAACCACAAUGAGAUUGGUGAGCUGAUCCGUAUGCCUAAGAUGGGGAAGACCAUCCACAAGUACCUGCACCAGUUCCCCAAACUGGACCUGGCCGUCCACAUCCAACCAAUCACACGCUCCACACUCAAAGUAGAGCUCACCAUCACACCAGACUUCCAGUGGGACGACAAGGUCCACAGCUCGUCGGAGGCCUUCUGGAUCCUGGUGGAGGACGUGGACAGUGAGGUGGUGCUGCACCACGAGUACUUCCUGCUCAAGGCCAAGUACGCCCAGGACGAGCACCUCGUCACCUUCUUCGUGCCCGUGUUCGAGCCGCUGCCCCCGCAGUACUUCAUCCGCGUGGUGUCUGACCGCUGGCUCUCGUGCGAGACGCAGCUGCCCGUGUCGUUCCGUCACCUGAUCCUCCCGGAGAAGUACCCACCCCCCACCGAGCUGCUGGACCUGCAGCCCCUCCCCGUCACCGCCCUGCGGAACGCUGCCUUUGAGAGCCUCUACCAGAACAAGUUCCCCUUCUUCAACCCCAUCCAGACUCAGGUGUUUAACGCCGUGUACAACAGCGACGAUAAUGUGUUCGUGGGCGCCCCCACUGGCAGUGGGAAGACCAUCUGUGCUGAGUUUGCCAUCCUCAGGAUGCUGCUUCACAACGCAGAAGGGCGCUGUGUCUACAUCACACCGAUGGAGGCGCUGGCCGAACAGGUGUUUGUGGACUGGCACCAGAAGUUCCAGGACGCCCUGAACAAGAAGGUGGUUCUGCUGACGGGCGAGACCAGCACGGACCUGAAGCUGCUGGGCAAGGGUGACAUCAUCGUGUCCACCCCCGACAAGUGGGACAUCCUGUCGCGCCGCUGGAAGCAGAGGAAGAACGUGCAGAACGUCAGCCUCUUCAUCGUGGACGAGACACACCUCAUAGGGGGAGAGAACGGGCCGGUUCUGGAGGUGAUCUGCUCGAGGAUGCGCUACAUCUCGUCCCAGAUCGAGCGGCCCAUCCGUAUCGUGGCUCUGAGCUCGUCGCUGGCCAACGCCAAAGAUGUGGCCCACUGGCUGGGCUGCAGCACCACGGCCACCUUCAACUUCCACCCCAACGUCAGGCCCGUGCCCCUGGAGCUGCACAUACAGGGCUUUAAUGUGAGUCACACACAGACGCGACUGCUGUCCAUGGCCAAGCCGGUGUAUCACGCUAUCAUGAAACACUCACCCAGCAAACCGGCUGUGGUGUUCGUGCCGUCACGCCGACAGACUCGCCUCACGGCCAUCGACAUCCUCACCUUCUGUGCCGCAGAUGUCGUACCUCAAAGGUUCCUGCACUGCACAGAGAAGGACUUGGCUCCCUUCGUGGAUAAGCUGACUGAUCUGACCCUGAAGGAGACUCUGUCUAAUGGGGUGGGCUACCUGCACGAGGGCCUCUCUGCUGGCGAGCGCAGGAUUGUAGAGCAGCUCUUUAACUCAGGUGCUGUUCAGGUGGUUGUGGUGUCUCGCUCCCUCUGUUGGGGUUCAAACAUCUCAGCGCACUUAGUGGUUGUCAUGGAUACCCAGUACUACAAUGGCAAAAUCCAUGCCUACGUGGACUACCCCAUCUAUGAUGUUCUACAGAUGGUGGGGAAGGCCAAUCGCCCCCUGCAGGACGACGAGGGGCGCUGCGUCAUCAUGUGCCAGGGCUCCAAGAAGGACUUCUUUAAGAAGUUCCUGUACGAGCCGCUGCCGGUGGAGUCUCAUCUGGACCACUGUCUCCAUGACCACUUCAACGCAGAGAUCGUCACCAAGACCAUCGAGAACAAGCAGGACGCCGUCGACUACCUGACCUGGACCUUCCUCUACAGGCGCAUGACGCAGAACCCCAACUACUACAAUCUGCAGGGUAUGUCUCAUAGGCAUCUGUCGGACCACCUGUCGGAGCUGGUGGAGAACACCCUGCAGGACCUGGAGCAGUCCAAGUGCAUCAGCAUCGAGGAUGAGAUGGACGUGGCUCCUCUGAACUUGGGCAUGAUCGCCGCCUACUACUACAUCAACUACACCACCAUCGAGUUGUUCAGCAUGUCUCUUAACGCCAAGACGAAGAUCCGCGGCCUGAUUGAGAUCAUCUCCAAUGCCGCAGAGUACAAGAACAUUCCCAUCAGGCACCACGAGGACGCCCUCCUCAAACAGCUGGCGCAGAAGGUGCCUCACAAGCUGACCAACCCCAAGUUCAACGACCCGCACGUGAAGACCAACCUGCUGCUGCAGGCCCACCUGUCCCGCAUGCAGCUGAGCGCCGAGCUACAGUCUGACACCGAAGACAUCCUCAGCAAGGCGGUGCGUCUGAUCCAGGCCUGUGUGGACGUGUUGUCCAGUAACGGCUGGCUGAGCCCUGCCCUCGCUGCCAUGGAGCUGGCCCAGAUGGUCACCCAGGCCAUGUGGUCCAAGGACUCCUACCUGCGGCAGCUGCCACACUUCACCUCAGACCACAUCAAGAGGUGCACUGACAAGGGAGUGGAGAGCGUCUUUGACAUCAUGGAGCUGGAGGAUGAUGAGCGUAACGUGCUGCUGCAGCUGGCUGAUGGCCACAUGGCCGACGUGGCGCGCUUCUGUAACCGCUACCCCAACAUCGAGCUCUCCUACGAGGUGGCCGAGAAGGACAUCAUCAAGAGUGGUGGCCCAGUUCUGAUCCUGGUGCAGCUGGAGAGAGAGGAGGAGGUUACCGGUCCAGUCAUUGCACCAUUCUUCCCUCAGAAACGUGAGGAGGGCUGGUGGGUGGUGAUCGGAGACCCCAAGUCCAACAGUCUAAUCUCCAUCAAGAGGCUCACGCUACAGCAGAAGGCCAAGGUGAAGCUGGACUUUGUGGCCCCGGUGCAGGGCGUUCACAACUACACCCUCUACUUCAUGAGCGACGCCUACAUGGGUUGCGACCAGGAGUACAAGUUCAGCGUGGACGUUAAGGAGGCCGACAGCGAGGGAGAGAGCGACUCCGACUGAUCUGGCAUCAGGCCACGCGCCCCGUCAGCUAGAACAGCGCUGUCUGGUCAUAUUCCCAAAUCCUGUGUGUGUGUGUGUCUCUCUGAUCUGAUCCUGGAGCAGAGAAAUGUACUCGUCCCUUACCCCACCUCUUUGUUGUAUAUUGAGAACUGUGGGCCAGUCAAAUACUAGCUGUUUCUCUCUUUCGGUUAAAGCCACACAUGGCAGUUCUGGAGCGCCCGUCUCCAGAAGGGUCGUGUCACGUAGCCUAUAGCACUUGCUAGUGUAAAACAAGUCGUUUAGUGUAAUAAUCGGAAGCUGACGUUGCAAACCAAAAUGUUUUUGGUGUGGUGUGGUGUAGUCCUACAGGCUGCACUCUUUCUUUUAUCCGUCUUUGGUUUCAGGAGAAUGUAACGAGUGUGUUGAGAUGAGUGAUUAAUGCUUAAAGGAAUUGGAAAACACAUUUUUAUAACGAAAGUCUGACCCUGGCUAUGUCUGUUUUGUAGUGUUUUAUGCCAACGUGAAUAAAGUACCGUGAUUAAAAAUGA
Clupea harengus (Atlantic herring) is the source of this 7190-nucleotide messenger RNA. It is a transcript of the gene snrnp200, whose product is annotated as small nuclear ribonucleoprotein 200 (U5). Gene Ontology annotation, molecular function: nucleic acid binding; ATP binding; DNA helicase activity. Gene Ontology annotation, biological process: resolution of meiotic recombination intermediates. Gene Ontology annotation, cellular component: nucleus. NCBI's taxonomy places the organism in Eukaryota, Metazoa, Chordata, Actinopteri, Clupeiformes, Clupeidae. The record is from RefSeq and is a predicted model, not a curated record.